CCGGGCCGAAGAUAGAGGAGCAAAUCAAGGCGAUCGACGCUCGGGAUCAUGUAUGAGAGGAGACCGGUUUGCGAAAACAUCAGAUGUUACGGAAAAAAGUAACUGUCUUGAUGAAGUUUUAAGUGUGAAACGAACUUAACUGCGAAGACCGGACACAGGUCCAGCAUGCCCAUUCCUCCCCCUCCACCCCCUGGGGGACCCCCUCCUCCCCCCACCUUUAGCCUGGCAAAUAAUACUGCUCCCAAGCUGACCCGAGAUGAAACAAAGGGCAGAGGGGCAUUGCUUUCUGAUAUCUGCAAAGGGGCCAAGUUGAAGAAAGUGGGCGUUGUCAGUGAUAGGAGUGCACCUAUGAUUGAGAAGCCAAAAGGAAGUGGUGGAGGCGUGUCGAGUAGUGCUGGAGGUUCUGCGCCAGUGCAACCAGUGGGCGGGCUGUUUCAGGGUGGCGUCCCAAAAUUGCGACCUGUAGGAGAUGGUUCCGUCGGCAGGUCUGCACUUCAUCCACCUGGCACUCGUUCUGCUGCUCCUCGCCCACCUGGCGCCCGCGAUGAUCCUGACAGUCCCUUUCAGCAGAAUUCACCUCCAGAGUCCAGCCGUUCCCAAAGACCGUCCCUGCCUGAUCUCUCCCGGUCCCCCAGUGGAGGCAACAGCCCCUCUACAGGCAUGAAGCACAGCUCUUCUGCCCCCCCUCCUCCACCCCCCAUGUCUCGACGUGGAAACGCUCCACCUGCUCCACCACAGAAGGCUGCAGCGGCCUCGUACAACCGAGAAAAGCCCCUUCCACCAACUCCAGGGCAGAGAGGACCUUCGCCAGCACCUGUGCGUGAAAAUGCACCUCCUCCGCCAGUGAAACCACCUCCGUCUCCUGCGAGCAGCCGCUCCUCUUUGUCCUCCUCUUCCUCCCUGGCCCCACCUCCACCCUCUUACCAUCAGCAGUUGGGGGUUUCAAAUGGCCCCUCCAGUCCUGUAAACGAGGCGGCCCCUGAGCUACCCCAGAGACACAACUCGCUCAGCAAGAAGCCUUCAGCAGGUGGACACACCCCAACACGUGGGCAUGCCCCCCCUCCACCACCAUCACCCACCCCACAAGCUGGCAGACCCCCCGCUCCAGCACGAGAGCCUCCGGGACGAGGAGCAGCUCCUCCAGUUCCCGGACAGCCAUCUCGUAAUGGCCGGGAUGCUCCGCCGCCACCACCACCUUACAGAGGUAGCACCUCAGAUGUUCCCAGCCGAGGCAAGCCCCCUCCUCCCCCCUCCCGCACACCAGCCGGACCUCCACCCCCUCCCCCGCCCAUUCGCAAUGGACACACUUCCAUUUCCCGUUCCUUUGUAGAUGAUUUCGAAUCCAAGUAUUCUUUUCAUCCUCUGGACGACUUUCCUCCUCCAGAAGAGUAUAGACACUUCACUAAGAUAUACCCAAGCAAAGCCAACAGAGUAAUGAGAGGAGCUCCUCCUCUACCACCUGUGGGGAGGUAAACACUGUGACCAGUAGCUCAUGCUGCAUCGGCGACGAGGGUUCUUCAAGCAGACCCACACGUUCAUAAACAGACAAUCUCACAUGCACACCUUAACUCACAAAGCCUGCACCUUAUUAACAGCCAUUCCCUAUUUGGAUAACAUUACUUUACAUGUCAAACUCAACUCUCCCAUUACCACUUUUUAUCUUUGUGGACCGAGAAGUGCGAGAUUUCCAGGAAAGUGUUGCAUUCCACCACCAAUAAUCGCCAAUUGUUUUUUUUCUUGAUAUUUUAAGUACCUUUUUCCUAGGUAGCACUGCACAUUUAAUUUGAUGUGCAUUGAGAGCUAGCAGAGCGUAAUGUUGUCAAAACCUGUAUGUAGGUAGCAGAAAGCAUGUCCCUGUAAAAUGUCUUAACUACCACGUUAGGCAAAAUAUUUAAGGCAUAGCUCACCCAAAAAUGGAAAUUCUGUUGCCGUAGACUUUAUUUCUAUGAUGACAGCCGCAGUCACAGAUCACUUUUAUUGCAUAAAUGUUGAGGCCAACAUUCUUGGUUUCCAUGGAAGAUAGUCAAAACGGGUUUGGAACAUUAUGGUGGUGAGUAAAUAACAUAAUUAAAAUUUUAGUUUAAAUGUUUGGGGUUUUUUCUCUUAAAACACUACUUCAUGUUAUGCACUGGGAAUGUUGUUUGACACUCAGAGAGUGUGAACUGAACUGUAAAAACUAACUGCUUUAGAUUUCAUUUUGUUUUCUUAGACGAACCCCUUUUUCAGGGAACAGCCAUUACCUUUACAUUCUCUCAGGGUGGUUGUUGGACUUCAUCACCCUCUCCAAAUGCAGAGAACAUUAAGCUUUGCAAACAAGCAUUAUGACAGGUCAAAAAGUGCCAAGAGAAUGCUCUACCAUUACCCAAACAACAUUCCUUCCAUCAUAAUGGACUAUUGUUUGUUAAAAAGUUAGCCCAUGAGUUGAGCAGGUUUGGGGAAGUUCAGUAAUACUCCUCGCAUUUUGUUCCUUAAUCUGAUAUGCAAUGUGAAUGCUGGCUUUUGUGAUUGUUCCCUGUUAAGUUACAGGUUGGCAAAGCUUCAUCUUUUUCCAUAACAUCGGCUUCACUUUUAUGAUCUGGUUUUAAGCAAAACUUCUACUUUACAUUUGUGACCUGGUUGAGAGCAAACCGUGUCCAUGUGCUGCCAUAUGGAUUGGUUUUGUAGGGCAGGAUGGCACAUAAGACUGCCUUUGUAUACUGAAGGAGAUUCACUGGAAUUUUAACAACUGUUACUGAAACUUAUCUAUAACUCAAGAACUUGAUCUAGUAUUAACACUAAUAUUUAUUCAAUUCUUAUCACUUUGCAAAAUCAUUUGUCAAGUUCAAUGCAUGCUGCUUUUUGGGACAGGCUUCCAUGGAAAAUGUUGGGCAUAUUUGCGUGUAAAGCUACACACUGCUUCCUGUAUUCCAUUAAUUCCAUGUUUUUUUAUAACGCGUCUGCUUUUGAAUGACAGGACCAUAACAAAGGCUUCUACAAUGGGUUCUUAGUCAAUGUAGUAUUGCUGCAGAAAUAUGGUUACUGUACCUUAACCAAUCAUAUCAAACCAGUUAUGUACAAUUAACAUCCUUCUAAAGGGAAAGUCCACCUAUAACAUUAUUCACUGUAGCACCAUCUGAAAACGAGACUUUGAGGGAUAGACUUACCGUCUCUUCAAUGACAUGUACAGUACAUCUAAAGCUAUCAAAAAGCUCCACAUGUAAUUUUUCUCAACUCAUGUUGUCUGGAGUUUUUAUCUACUAACAUUUAUUGGAAGGAUAUUUUUUUAAUGUUUCAUCAAUGGAACGAUCCAAAAACACUUUAAACAACUGUACAACCCAUUGAAGAGACUGUACGUCUAUCCCUCAUAGCCCUGUUGUCAUUCCCAUCAAAAAUCUAGAAAAAAUAAAAUUUCUAUAAAUGAAAAUUCAGUCAUUUACAUACUCACCCUCACUUCGUUUCAAACUUGUUUUAAUUCUUUAUUGGAACACAAAAGGAGAUGUUGCACAGGAUGUAAGGGACUGACAGCCUCAGUCACCGUUCACUUUCCUUAUAUGGCACAAAGAUGCCAUGAAAGUGAAUGGAGACUCAGUCCCUAACUUUCUACUUUUUGUGUUCUACAGAAGAAAGAUUGUCAUCUAGGGUAAGUAAAUGAUCACAGCAUUUUCAUUUUUGAGAUUUUGACUUUAACUCACUCAUUCCAGUCAGCUUAGCCAAAAAGAGACAGAUUAAAAACAAAAGAAGCAAAUCAUUUCUCAAAGCAUUAAAGAUUGUUUCCCAGCUUCCCAUAUUUUGGGCUGGAUUAUAUUGUUAAAUCUUGCUGUUUAUACAUUCCAUGUUCAUUAAUUUUCCAUCUGAUCUCAAGAGAUAGAUUACCAACAUUUACAUGCUUGUUUUGGAAGGAGGUCAUGAGGUCUAAUAUAAAUAUAGCUGAGAUGGAAAAUGCUGCAACAUUUCAGUUCUGCAGAAAUCUAACCUUCUGAAAAAGACUAUUUUCAAGACUAUAGGUGAGAUACAGUACUGCAGAAACAUUUCCCUCAUGUCGCCCCUUUUAACCUCUCUGUUCUUCUGCCUUAUAUUUACUGAUUAACUUGUCAGUACGGGAUUUGUAAGAAAAAAAAUGGUGUAUUUACAGUACAUAGGAAGAUAUGGUAGUGAUAUUAGGUAUUAAUGUAUUUUUAAGUUGUGAAAAGCUUGUAAUAAAGUAGAUCAUUUCAGGUAAACGUUAAUCAUUUAGGCUUCAACUGAAGUCACUGACUAAUCAUCACUUGAUGGUGUGUAUGUCCUCUUACCUGAAUAUGGUUGAGGAAAUGUUUCUUAGAUUGUACACUUGUCCUUAAACCAGCAGGAGCCAGUGUACAUGUCUUUAAAGGAACAUAACUUGCAUUGAGAGUGUGUGUGUGUGAGAGAGAGAGAGAUGCUUCUUUUCAUUGUCACCAUUGCUUGCUUACCAGAAGUCUGUCCACACAUGUUGGUAUGUUGAUCAACAAAAUAAAGCUGAAAAAAAAUUC
Molecule: messenger RNA, 4487 nt
Organism: Myxocyprinus asiaticus (Chinese sucker)
Lineage: Eukaryota; Metazoa; Chordata; Actinopteri; Cypriniformes; Catostomidae
Product: WAS/WASL-interacting protein family member 2-like
Exons: 8
Coding region: 166-1473 (435 amino acids)
Molecular function (GO): actin binding
Source: RefSeq, a predicted model, not a curated record